AUGGAAAGUGAUGACCAAUUCAUUCAAUUUAUUCAGAAGAAAAUGAUGUUAAUAUCAUGGAUGGAAUCUAUUCUUAAAGUACCUAUAAAUCCUGAUUUAUGUAAUUCACUUAAAUCAGGAACAAUUUUAUGUUAUUUAGCAAAAACUAUUGAUGAUGAUCUUAUUCCAGUUAUUCAUGACUCUAAACACCCAUAUAAACAACUAGAAAAUUUAAAUAUGUUUCUUCAAGUGUGUAAAGAAAUGCAUGUUCCAUUACUAAGAAUUGCAACAUAUGAUGAUUUUGUAAAAGGGAAUAUUGUUAGAGUAGUUGAAUGUGUAUUUUUAUUUGCUACAGAAUGUUUUAAAAUUUAUAAUAUUGAACCAUUUCCACAAAUUCCUAUUGAAGAAGUUAAAAAAAAUAUUCCUUCAGCUCAGGAAGCUGAAAGUAUUAAAGAGCAAUUAAAGUAUAUUCAAAAAACAGUUAUUGGAGGUAAAAUUCGAGUUUCUGCUUCAGUAUUUCGAACUACAUUACAAUUUCUUAUGUCAACAACAAAAGGAUUUGAUAUGAAUGUAUUUGAAGGUACUAUUGCUAAAGCACAAGCUUAUUUCAGAAGAUUUUCUGCAAAAAAUGAAAUGAAUUCAUUAAAAAAAAAGAAUGCAUUUAGAAUUAAAGUUACACAAGAAAUGAUUAAAACAGAAGAUGAUUAUGUUCAUUAUCUUAAAGAAGGUAUUGAUAAAUAUAGACCAAUUAUCCAAAACUUUGUUGAAAAUGGUGCAUUAAAGAAAGAUAGUGUUCAAGUAAUUUUUAAUAAUAUAGAAGAAAUUUAUCAAUUUAACUCUAAUUUUUUAAAUGAUUUGAAGAAAGCUACUGAAGAUAUGAAACCAAAUAAACCAUGGAUUAAUGUUUAUAAAGAACUUGAAGGUGCACUUAGUGUUUACACUCCUUACCUUGUUAAUUACUCUGAAUCUAUAGAACGAGUAGAACAAAUUUUAUGUAUUGAAUGUGUUAGAGAAGCACUAAUUAAAGAAAAAGGGAAUGAUAAAGAUAUGUCAUCAUAUUUAAUUAUGCCAAUUCAAAGACUUCCAAGGUACGUUUUAUUAUUAAAUGAAUUAAAAAAACAUACAUGGAAUGAUCAUCCAGAUGCAAAAAAUCUCGUUGAAAUGGUUACUCUUAUUAAGAAUGUAACUACCACAAUAGAUGAGACUAAAACUAAAGCAGAUAGUGAAAGAAUUAAACCAAAAUUAUUUGAUAAAUUUACGCCAGGAAAAUUUGGAGAUAUAUCAAACGAAGAGAUAUUAUAUAUAACUGAUUUUAAAUUAAAAGGAUGUCCAGUAUCAGCUAUUCUAACACAAAAUUUACUUGCAAUAGCAAAUAAAGAAAAUUUACUUAGAUUUGUCUUUCCGUUGUCAAGAAUUACUCUUCUUCCUUGUAACUCAAAAAAAGAUUCUAUUAAAAUUAGAAUAAGGUCUAAAAGUAAAAUAAAAUUACAAGGAAGUAAACUUGUUCCUGACGGUGGAUUAAUUAGAAUGGUUAAUGAUCUCAAAAAGUUACAAUCUGCUUCAAUUCCUAACUUCCCAUUAACAGAAAGUUGUGCAAUUCAUAGGACAAUAGAAUUACAUUCUGGUAAUAUUGAUAGAAGUAUUGAUCCAGAAGAAGAAUUAAUGAAAAGGAGAAAAGACAAAGGAGGAAGGAUUUCUGUUUAUUCGAAAAGACCUAUUGCAUUGACUAAUGACCAACUACCGUUUAACUCUUCUUUAUUAAAAGUUCCUACUGAAAGAAAGAAUAGAUGUUCUGAAAUUCCAACUGAUAAUAUUAAAUGUAUCGAAGAGUAUAAAAAUGAUAGACAGUCAGAGUGUUCAAGAAAAGACUCUGUAGGUGGAACUGAUAGUCCUUCUUCAUUUAAACCUAAAUUAACAAUUUCUGUUAAUAAUGGUAAAGGGGAUACUUCAAAAAGAGAUCGUAGAUCUUCAUGUGCUGAAAUUACAUUAAAAGUAUCAAAACAUGGUGGAAAUAAUGAUUUAACAAAGAAUAUGUUAAGAGAAAAAGGUGUUCAAUUAGUAGAUGGUAAAAGAACACUUAAUUCACUUGGGCUCGAGGUUUAUUCUUUUAAAGAAUUAGAAAAUAAACCAGAAGGUAUUGCCAAAGACGAUUUAGUUUUUCAUUUAUCAGAUGAAGAUUUUAUCGAAUUAUUCGAUGUUACCUUUGAUAUGUUUAAAUCAUGGAAACAAUGGAAACAACAAACAGAAAAACAAAAGGCAGGAUUAUGGUGA
Molecule: messenger RNA, 2250 nt
Organism: Entamoeba dispar SAW760
Lineage: Eukaryota; Evosea; Mastigamoebida; Endamoebidae
Product: Rho/RAC guanine nucleotide exchange factor, putative
Exons: 4
Coding region: 1-2250 (749 amino acids)
Biological process (GO): cytoskeleton organization; intracellular signal transduction
Cellular component (GO): cytoplasm
Molecular function (GO): actin binding; guanyl-nucleotide exchange factor activity
Source: RefSeq, a predicted model, not a curated record